Molecule: messenger RNA, 258 nt
Organism: Haemonchus placei
Lineage: Eukaryota; Metazoa; Nematoda; Chromadorea; Rhabditida; Trichostrongylidae
Source: the annotation of a GenBank genome assembly
AUGCUCCCCAUCGUCAUAUCGCAGACGGCAAUGAACGAUUCACGUGAUCGCAGCGAUUCACCACUUUUACGACGGGCCAUUGAAGAAAAGGAAAUGCAAUCACUUCACAAGGAAACGCCGAGCACUGGUAUUGAGGGCCUCGCAUUUGAGGAAACGCUAACAAGGGAAGGAUACUUGGUCGCAGUGGCCAUUCAAGAUGAGAUGCAUACCACCGUAAAUUUUCCAAACGCUGAUCUCAAAUCUGUGUUCCAAAUCUGA